AUUCGCCAUUUUCAAUGUUAUUUACGACUCAGUGAAACGCUAAGGUCUAAUUGUGAUACGUGUCAUUCGACAUAUGUAAACGACGUGCUUAUGACGUCCUAAAUAAGCAAGGGUGCUCAACAGUGCUAGUACAUUUACUACAGUUACUAAAGUAAAUUUAACAAGGCUGUUCAACAGUGCUACGUUACUACAGUAAAGUAAGAUCCGAAGUUAACAGUUCUUAUACGUUGGACUUGGUGGAAACUUUUUUCUGACUGUAGCCGGUUUGGUGUGCAAUAUGGCGGAAUCUGAUAGUCAGACUCAUGUGGUUCCGGUCCUUCAUUGCGGCAAAUGCUUACAGGAAUUGAAAUACGAUGCGGAAAUACAGCCUCCGAGGUAUCUUUCCUGUCUUCACACAAUUUGCUACUCAUGCAUUCAGGAAAUCGAUGCCUCAAAUAAGAAACCAAACACUCUACUUCAAUGCCCGGUUUGCUGCGCAGAAUUUUCCGCAUCAGAUAACAGUGGUGACGUGCUUCCAGGUUUAUUUUUUCUACAGAACUUAACAUUCUCCCAGAAGGUUUUCGAUUUCAUAAAAGGAAAAGAUGUAACAAUAGAAUGUCAGAAUUGUACUGAAGAUACAUCCACGUACUACUGUCAGACUUGUGACUAUCCUCAAUUCUAUUGUGAUGAGUGUAUCACUGCGCAUAAUAAGCUGCGCUUCAACAAGCUGCAUGUGUCACAGGCUCUCAACGACAUGAAAGCAAAGGGUACACUCCCAGUUAUUAACCAAAUUAACAAAACAAAUGUAUGUAAAGCACACAACAAAGAGUUAUCGCUGUUCUGUCAACUUUGUAAGAAAACAUUGUGUACUAACUGUGCAGCACUAGAUCACGCGGACCAUGAGCAGUUUGCAGAGGAAAUAUACUCCACAUCAUUCGAGAUUCGUAGAAGUGUAGUAAAUAAACUGUCACACUUAACAAAAGAGAUUGGAGUCCUGUCAACCCGACAGAAACAUAUUAAAAACGAACAGACACGCCUGUUGAGUUCUUAUAUUAAGACAGCCGAAAACAUGACAAGAUUUUUCGAUGAGAUGAGAAAGUGUAUCGGACAACGUGAAGCUGUGCUUCACAAACAACUUAUGGAUUUGGUAGACAUCAAGACCAAAGCUUUAGAAGUUGAUCGUGACUCAACAAAGAACAAGAUUCGGAUUAUGAAUCAACAAGCACAGUUCUUAAAGUGUUUCAAUGAAUAUAGCAGUGAUUAUGAUCUCGUGACGUCAUUAGAGGGCGUCAGCGAUCAACUGUGUAACAGAAAAACUGCCAUUGAAGAACCAAUUGACAACGGUAGUAUUAUCUUUAAAGUUGGUAAUGUGACGUCGUUAGAGCACUCAACGACGACUGCUGACGCAGCUACUUCUGGUGGGCUUGACGUCUACUUGGAACAAAUCCCAGGCGUUUUUUCUAAGCUUGGUGUCAUAAAGAGAACAACCACAGUUGCUUGCCGAUCGCAUGCGUCCUUGAGCAUAACUGGAAGAGUUAUCGAGAUCACGAUACAGGCGAUCGGUAAGAAUAAGAAAAUAUGUACUACUGGUGGUGACUUGUUUAUAGCUGAGGUUGAUGAGCCAUCUGGAUUAACUGUGUUUCCACCCAUCACUGACAAUGAAACGGGUGUAUAUGCAUUUAAGUACCAUUGUAAAAGUAACGGAAACUAUGUUCUUCGGAUAUCCUUGUUUGGUUGUAAAAUUCAAGGAAGCCCUAUGUACGUUAUCGCCGAUAAAUACGGGGUGAGUGUAAGCGGUGAUGGCGCUGCCUAUAAUGAAAUCGAUGAGCAACCGUAUGGUAACAUAAUCAUAUCAACGGAUGGCGAACAUAUGGGAGAUGGCAUAAAAACUGAAACAAACAUAUCUAUGCCGCCUACCCCUCCACCAAGGCCAAAAAUUGUUUACGAAACAGUGCUCCCCGUUAAGGGUGUUUCAAAAACAAAGCAAAAAUUCAGUAGUCUCAAUAAAAGACUCUAUCAGAAUGUAAAGAAAAAGUGAUGUUUGUGAAACAUUCCUUUAAUUGAUUCAUUAAUUGGUUCAUUUAAGUCGUUUUUAAUUUAUCAAUUCAUUUAGGGCUACUUGUAUAUUAAAAAUACAUAAUAGUUACUUAUUCAAAAGUCUAACAAAAUAAGGUACGGUAUUGAGCUUUUCAGAAUCGUCCAGUUUUUGAACGAAUAAGGGAAUGAUCACUGUGUUUCUCAGAUUGUAUUUUACUACUGUAAUUUGUUUCGAAUGUUGGAUGCCGAACAAAUUUCUGUGCAAAUUUAAUAGUUAGGGCCUAAGCUUUCUCUCGUUCACAUAAUUUGUCUAGGCCUAUAAUUAUUUAGCAGUGAAAUGCGUGCAAUGGUCAUACUGAUUUCCCAAAAAGGCUCGUUUUUUAAGCUUUUCAAGCAUGUUACUCAGUUCAAAAGUGAGACACCAGAGCAUCCCAAACAGGGGCAGCAUAUUCAAAGAGAGAUUUUACAUAGGUCUAUACUUUAUAAACAAUAAUCAACUCAUCCCAUGACAAGUGAACUAGUUUUUGAUUUUGAGUAGGCCUAGUUUUAACACAAAGCUUCCCAUUAGCUCUUUCCUACGUCAUCGUAAAUAAACGUUUAUAAAGAAA
Anneissia japonica is the source of this 2624-nucleotide messenger RNA. RefSeq names its product tripartite motif-containing protein 45-like. The transcript has 2 exons. Lineage: Eukaryota; Metazoa; Echinodermata; Crinoidea; Comatulida; Comatulidae. Gene Ontology annotation, molecular function: protein binding; zinc ion binding. Bases 278 to 2017 code for a protein of 579 amino acids. The record is from RefSeq and is a predicted model, not a curated record.